AUUUGACUUUUAUGUACAUGGACUUCAUCUUCCAACAUUUAAUCAGGAUGACAACAAAAAAAAUGGGAUAGAAGUCAAAAAUUGGGAUAGUGAGGGAUAACGAAGAAAUAAGCUAAAUUCCAUGAAAAGCCAUUACUAGAACUUGUCAUUGAUAUUCGUGAUUAGGAAAAAAACUAAAACCCAAAAUUGAAAUCGUUUGAAUGGCGGACUAUUAGACAUUGUUUUUGUGUUACAUGUUUGGGAUAAUACGAUAUAGAGAGAUAUUUGUAAACCAAAACUCAUUUCCUUUCGAUACAUUUUAGAGGUCCUAAAAUGGAAUUUUACUACGGGGACUUAUUAAGGGGGGCUUUCCCUCUUAAAAAGUCCUUAGCGAGUUGCCUUCCCUGCUGUUAAGUUAAGUUAAGUCGAUUAAUUGGCCGUAUCGGGGGUACUCCGUGCAGGCGACCCAUUUACGUAAUGUCCGGUGUGACAGAAAUGAUAAUUCUAGGAAUGGAAGUCCCAUAUGACCGGGGUCCCAUAUGACUUGGACAUUUUUAUGUCCAAGGUACAGAUAGCCAGAUAGCCAGUCUACUCGAACUACCAAGGCAGAAUGACAGCACCACCGCCGCCUGUUAUUCCAGAAUUCAGCGGACUGGUUCCCAACCCUGCAGGCACCGGACUCUUCACGUCUUGUACGAGUCCCUCUCACGGCAACCUCACUACCGCAGUCAUGAUGCCCAAGUCAUGCGCAGACGAUACAAGAUGUGUCACCAACUUCCUCUUCCUCUUUAUGGGGUUGUCCAGCCAAGUUUGUCUUUGUCCAUUGACAUCUACCCCUAAUGUCUUAAACGGUACCUGUGACCCCAUCCAAGGCAGAGCCUGCCUAACCUCUGACGAAUGUAACAUCCUCCCUUUUGAUUGUGUGGGUCUUGAUAGCUGGAACAUUACUGCAGCAUACGACCCAGUCUUGCUGAAAGCGUUUCUCCGGCCCCUUGUGUUCUACAUUUGUUCGAAUACUGUUGAGUACCGCACCAGGAUUCCAUUGUACGUCUGCGCGGCCAGUCAAUGCCAGUACUUCCAAACCGCCGCCAUAACGCCUUUCGACCCAUUCGGGGGAGGUGGAGGGCUUGGAAGAAAGAAGAGAGAUGUGGACGAAGAGUUGUCCGACCUAGAGGUGUCAGAGGGCCAGAGGGAAGAUGCUGUUAACACGCGGGAGAAACGCCAGGCUGAUGAGAAAUGCCGACUCAUAGCAUCGCCUGCUGUCACCUCCAUUGAAAAAAUGUGGGAAUUUCUGUUCGGGGACAUUUAUCCGUAUGGCUGUGAAAAUAUAUCAGGCUAGCUUUGACGUUAUGGCUACAAAAUGACAUCAUCAGCGCAGAAUGACGCCAUUGCUACAUAACGACGUCAUGACCACAGAACAAUCUCAUGUCCACAGACAGUGUCGCAACUCUGUUCCUUAACGCGUCACCAAUGUGCUUAAUGAAAGUUGAUUCUUUUUAUUUUUCCCAGUCAUUUAGCUGUUGGCAACGUGAUGAGAGAGAUAUACGAUAGACAACUAUUGUGCAGACUUUCCUGAAUGGUCAUCACGACAGUUAAGGGUUUUAAUUUUGUUUGAAAUGCGUUAAAGCGUUAAAUAUGUUUCUGUUGUAUCUCCUUUGACAAAAAUU
Molecule: messenger RNA, 1646 nt
Organism: Lingula anatina
Lineage: Eukaryota; Metazoa; Brachiopoda; Lingulata; Lingulida; Lingulidae
Source: RefSeq, a predicted model, not a curated record